Zophobas morio is the source of this 1287-nucleotide messenger RNA. Its product is annotated as 2-acylglycerol O-acyltransferase 1-like. Bases 213 to 1235 code for a protein of 340 amino acids. NCBI's taxonomy places the organism in Eukaryota, Metazoa, Arthropoda, Insecta, Coleoptera, Tenebrionidae. Gene Ontology annotation, cellular component: endoplasmic reticulum membrane. Gene Ontology annotation, molecular function: diacylglycerol O-acyltransferase activity. The transcript is spliced from 3 exons. The record is from RefSeq and is a predicted model, not a curated record. Gene Ontology annotation, biological process: triglyceride biosynthetic process.
UUGACAUACAACUAGUACAACUUUUAUAACUUAAGCAGCUCAAGCUAAACUACCUUUAUAAGUCAAAUGCACAUUUAAUGUACUAUAACAGAUUAGUUAAAUCAAAAACGUGUGGUAUCUCAUUCUUCAACAUCAUUUAAGUGCGGUGAACCCGACAGUAAAGUACCGAGUUAACUUGAAGCUCUAGAAAAAUAUAUUUCUUUUGAUUGCUUAUGACAAUGCAAAUAUUAGGAAUUGAAUUAAUUCCCUUAACUGAACCUUUACACCGACGGAAAGAAGCUUUGGCUGCUGCGGCAUAUUUUGCUACGUUUUCUUAUGGAGGAUACUUAGGUGCACUGUUUGGUGUAUAUCUACUGUUUACACGGUUUUGGUGGCUAACCUUAGUAUACAUAUGCUGGGUAUACUUGGACAGAAAAACUUGUGAAAAUGGCGGGCGACCCUCCGAUUGGAUCCAAAAAUGGAGCUGGUGGCGGCAUUUACGGAACUACUUCCCAACACAUACAGUACUAGUGCCAGGUUUUAAACUAAAUCCAAACAAAAAUUUUCUUUUUUGUUGCUUCCCUCAUGGUGUAAUACCUUGCGCUCCGUUCUCAUCGUUACUAUGUCCAGGAAAUAUAUUGCAAAAACUAUAUCCAGAACUGAGAAUGAAAAUUGCAGGACUGGAUAUGUACUUCAGGUUACCUAUUUCCAGAGAAAUAGGCCUGGGUAAAGGAGGGAUUUCUUGCUCGGUUAAAUCUUUGACUCACGUAUUAGCUAAACCCGAAGGAGGACAUGGAGUUAUUUUGUAUCCUGGUGGAGCAGCUGAAGCAAUGUACGCACGACCAGGGCAAUAUAGACUAGUACUGAAAGACAGAAAAGGCUUUGUUAAACUAGCUUUAAAAACUGGGGCAUCUUUGGUACCAGUUUUUACAUUUGGAGAAGUAGACCUGUUUGAUCAAGUUCAAAAUCCUUUAAUAUGUAGGUUUCAGCUAUUUGUCAAAAAACUAUUCCGUUUUACUGUUGCUUUGCCUCUUGGAAGUGGAUUUUUUCAGACGUCUUUUGGAUUGAUUCCACGACGAAAACCACUUUUCAUUGUUGUGGGACAACCGAUAGAUGUUGCUAGGGUCGAAAAUCCAACUCAAAAAGAAAUUGACGAGUUACAUCAGAAAUUCAUAAAACAAUUAGUAAAUUUGUUUGACACGUACAAAUAUGACUACUUGGUGAAUCCAGAAGCGAAAAUUCUAGAGUUAGAAUGAAUCUUUUAAAAUACUAAAGAAUAUACAUAGUAUUAAAAAAUAAUAAAUAACU